Lytechinus variegatus (green sea urchin) is the source of this 801-nucleotide messenger RNA. Its product is annotated as 23 kDa integral membrane protein-like. Gene Ontology annotation, cellular component: membrane. Bases 1 to 801 code for a protein of 266 amino acids. Lineage: Eukaryota; Metazoa; Echinodermata; Echinoidea; Temnopleuroida; Toxopneustidae. The transcript has 7 exons. The record is from RefSeq and is a predicted model, not a curated record.
AUGAUGGCCGGUUGUGGACCGAAGAUUGCUAAAUUCUUUUUGUUCAUCUUGAAUUUCUGCCUUUGGGUUUGCAGUAUUGUACUGAUCGCUGGAGGCGCUUUUGUGACAGCUGAGUACAAACCCUAUGUGGAUUAUCUCUUCUCAAACGACACCAUCCUGAUAGUAUCAUGGACGACGAUCGGGAUCGGGGUGUUCAUUUUCAUUGUCGGGUUCGCGGGGUGCUGCGGGGCCAUCCGCGAGAACUCGUGUCUUUUGAAAAUGUAUUUGAUGUUUGUUUUCAUCAUUGUUCUUGCUGAGCCUGUCUUGGGAAUUCUGACGUUUGUCUACAUUGGUGAUAUUGAGCAGAGUUUGGAAGAUGGUAUGCUGCAAUCAAUUAACGAAACCUAUGAUCUAAAGGCAGGUGCUACGGAAGCUGUAGAUGACAUCCAAAAAUUGUUUCACUGUUGUGGUGCUAAUGGAUAUAGUGACUACAAGAACUCAGAACAUCUUAAGGAGGGACUAGCAGUACCCGAAUCUUGCUGCGUCAUUAAGAACCACAUCACAGGAAUUACUGCCAACUGCACGAUGGGAGCCAAAGGUCAACCAACGUACCCUGAUCUUGUUUGGAUAGAUGGUUGUGUGGAUGCUUCAAAAGAUUCGAUAAAGAACUAUUACCUCAUCAUCCUAGCUGUGGCGUUUGGAUUUCAUGUCUUUGGGAUUCUUACUAUGGUGUUUGCUUGCUGUGUCAUUAAUGGCAUGAACAAGGAUGGAUACAAUAGAAAUAUAAACAGAGACCCCAACUCUCCCGCUUUCGGCGGGUGA